CGUCGAUCCGCGCCGCCGACCACGCGCCCUGUCGGAUUCCCGACCACCCCACCACACCCAUACUGGACACGUUCCUCUACCGCUGGCGCCGGCUAUCGUACGAGGUCGAGCCGUGGCUCAGGAGCCAAAUCAUCAGCCGGGGCAACCCCUGUCUCGACAUGGCCGUGAAGGAGAUCUGGGCGUCGUACGUACAGGGGAUCGGAUGGUCCACGUCGCCGGCGCCCCGCAAGCACGUUCUUUACAACCUCUUGACUGGAAGCCUCCUAGUGCGCGGCUCACCCAUCUCCUCACUCCCGACGGGCAUCCGCCAACACGCCACGUUUCGCAGGGCGUUCGGAAGCCGCUCCUUCACCGUCAUGUCCUCCUACCUGCGGACGCAGGGGAUGCGGUACAUGGUCACCUCGACGUACCACGGGCACGAGCUCCACUUCGCCAUGUUUGAAAGGCUGAUCCCGGUAGAGAGCUUCCGGGACGACUUCCCGAGCCACUUGCUGGACGGCUACGCGCACUGGCUGGUCCUGGGCGAGAACAAGAUCGAGUUCCGGCCUCUGGAUAACGCCUGGCAGACGCUCAAGGAUGCCGGGCCCUCCUUUGCGGGUUUCGUGCUUGAUUUCACGGGCGGCGAAGGCGCUGCCCGUCUCACCAGGGCCAACAUCCCCACCGUCGCCGUCGACGUGCGUAGCAAGACGGCACGCGCCGUGCAUACCAUCCUGCGACCCCUCGAAUCGCCAGCCCUCGUCGACGUAGCCUUCGACCAAGACCGGUCCGCACUCGACAUCGGCCUGCCGAGGCUGCGGCUCUCCUUCAGCUUGGCGUCCGGCACGAGCAACGUCGUCUCGACGCAGUACAGAGGCUAUGCCGUCAACGGGGAUCAGUCCAUCGGGACACUUUCCGGCCUGCAAAACAAGCUUGUCCUCUGCCGCUGCUGGGGCACGGCCGAGCAGUUGCGCGACCGACUGGUCCUCGUUCCCGCCGGUAGCGUGAGGUGACCACGCUCGGUCGACCCGGGUCGCGACGGGCACCGACGGGCACCGACGGGCACAUCCGCCAUCGCGCAUUUCGCGUCGACGCCAUGCUUGGCUGCCUCCGCGACGGCGGCGCGCUGGCGGGGAAGCUGUUCCUCUGCCACCUGCACGCCCUCACCACGCACUGCCUCCCCGACAAGCUCACGGGC
Messenger RNA from Microdochium trichocladiopsis, 1174 nucleotides. RefSeq lists its product as uncharacterized. The record is from RefSeq and is a predicted model, not a curated record. Bases 159 to 989 code for a protein of 276 amino acids. NCBI's taxonomy places the organism in Eukaryota, Fungi, Ascomycota, Sordariomycetes, Xylariales, Microdochiaceae. The transcript has 2 exons.